CUUCAAAUUACUACUGGUCACAUUUUUUAUACGUCAAAACCAUGAAUUAUGCGAACUAGAAGGUAGGAAAAAUUCUAGUACGUACUCCACUUUCUAGGAGAAGUAGGUAAAAUGUCCAAUUGAAUGAAGGUAAGCUCUGAGAUGGAAACAUGUUGUUUUACAACCAUGCUCGGCACAUAAUAAUAAAAGAUUAAGUCGAACAACUCCAUUUCCUUUUCCAUCAUUAUAUAAACAAACCCUCAUCAUCCCAAUCCCCUCAUCAUUCUUCAAAUAGAUCAAGAACCCCUUUUCUUAAAAACACUCCAUUGUUCAUUUUAUCAUCAUCCUUCUUGAUCAAAAUUCCUCCUUUCCCCUUUUCAUAUUCACAAUGGCAAACUUCAAUGCCAAGUUCCUCUUUUGCUUUGCUUUGAUUGCUCUUGCUGCUGUUCCAAGUCUUGCAACUAAGUACACAGUUGGAGAUACUAGUGGUUGGACUACGGGAACAGAUUAUGUCACCUGGGCAUCAGGGAAGAACUUCAAAGUUGGAGACAACCUUGUGUUCAAUUAUGCUGGAAGCCAUACAGUGGAUGAAGUAAGCUCAAGUGAUUACGCCUCAUGCAGUGCGGCGAAUUCCAUCUCAACAGACAACAGCGGCUCCACCACAAUCCCUCUCAAAACCGCCGGAACACAUUACUUCAUCUGCGGAACACCCGGACACUGCAGUGGCGGGAUGAAGUUAUCCGUCACCGUGGCACCCGCCGGAGGAGCAGCAGCACCCGGUGGAUCCACCGCCGCUCCUGCACCGGCCGGAAACGGAGGCAGCAGCUCCGGCUCCGGUACACCUGUAACCCCCGCCGCUGAUUCCCCUCCGGCACCACCAACUCCGAGGACCACCAGUACUACUCCCUCUUCCGCCGGAGCUUUGACUCCAUUCACGGCUUUAUUCACUUUUGGAGCUGUUUUAUCUAAGUUUGUUCUUUCUUAAAAGUUUAAUUCUUGGCUGACUCUUUUCGCCAGGACAGAGGCAGUGCUUCAUAUUUCUCAUUUAUUUCCUCCAUUUCCGGUUUUUUUUUUUUUUU
Messenger RNA from Oldenlandia corymbosa var. corymbosa, 1058 nucleotides. The record is from the annotation of a GenBank genome assembly. NCBI's taxonomy places the organism in Eukaryota, Viridiplantae, Streptophyta, Magnoliopsida, Gentianales, Rubiaceae.